AUGCAACUGAGAAGCGACAGUUAUCCCUCGCCCCAGGGACAACGCGUGGCGGCGGGAGAGGCGUUUUUUUACUGCGAGCACAGCCAGCCCAACGUGGAGACGUCGUAUCGCAUACGCCUCAUUUCUGGCACAUCAAACUCCGCCCUGUCGGAAAGUGUGGCAAAGUUUCUGAAUCUCUCUCUCUGCCGCACGGACAUCAAACGUUUCGCGAAUGGCGAACUGAACAUUAAGGUCAUAGAUGACGUGCGCGGCGAUGACUGCUUCGUCAUCCAACCCACGGCCGCAAAUGAGGAGACGGACCUCAAUACGUCCAUGAUGGAGCUCUUGUUGCUGGUGCACACACUGAAGCUUUCAUCUGCCAAGCGUAUCACCGCUAUCGUGCCGUAUUUUGCAUACAGCCGUCAAGACAGAAAGACAGAGCCUCGCGUGCCUAUUUCGGCAUCGGCGGUGGCGCAACUUAUACAAUGCAUGGGUGUGGAUCGAGUGGUGACGCUGGACCUGCACUGCGGCCAGAUCCAAGGCUUUUUCCGGAAUAUGCCCGUGGAUAAUCUUCUCAUGUUUCCUGAAUUCGCGACAUAUAUAAUGAGACAGCCGUGGUUUGUAAAGGAGAAGACGGUGGUGGUGUCGCCCGACGCGGGCGGCGUGGAACGUGCCAAUGUCUUGGCAGACCGCAUCGGUGCCAGCCACAUCGUAACAAUCCUUAAGCGACGCGUGGAGGCUGGCAAAGUCGACUCCAUGCAGACCGUCGGCAACGUCGACGGCUACACUUGCAUCAUCGUAGACGACAUGGUGGACACGGCGGGCACCCUCUGCAAGGCGUGCAACCUGCUGAAGGAGAUGGGGGCGGUGCGCCUGGUUGCCUGCGCCAGCCACGGCAUCCUAACGGACCCGGCGUGCGAGCGCAUCUCCAACUGCGAAGCACUGAGCGAACUCGUCGUGUCGGACUCCAUCUCGCAGCAGGCCAACUCGCAAAAAUGCAGUAAACUGACGGUGCUCACCAUAGCACCACUGCUCGGGCGGGCCAUCGACAACCUUCACCGCGAGGCAUCGCUGUCCUCCCUCUUCUUAAAGGGGAGGGACUCCAAAUAG
Messenger RNA from Trypanosoma conorhini, 1089 nucleotides. Its product is annotated as putative phosphoribosylpyrophosphate synthetase. The record is from RefSeq and is a predicted model, not a curated record. Gene Ontology annotation, cellular component: ribose phosphate diphosphokinase complex; cytoplasm. Bases 1 to 1089 code for a protein of 362 amino acids. Gene Ontology annotation, molecular function: ribose phosphate diphosphokinase activity; magnesium ion binding. The transcript has a single exon. Lineage: Eukaryota; Euglenozoa; Kinetoplastea; Trypanosomatida; Trypanosomatidae. Gene Ontology annotation, biological process: purine nucleotide biosynthetic process; 5-phosphoribose 1-diphosphate biosynthetic process.